ACAACAGCUCUGAUACUGUCAACAACUGGGAAAGUCCAUGACUAUGGGUCGUAUUUACACAGUCUUAGUUACUGGAUUGGUGGUUCAGUAACCUAGAGUGCACUUUAAGGUCAUCAGUUUAGCUCCACUGAAUGUGAAGAAAAGUUUUGUUGUCUUCAGGGAAUGACCGACGGCUAAGAAUGAUGAAAAGCGUGUCUGUGGCUGUGCUCAGUCUGCUCCCACUGGCAUUGAGUGUGAAAUUAACAGGACUCUUCGGGAGCUUCACUUCACCCAACUUUCCAAAUGUGUAUCCUAAUAAGCAACACAUUGUGUGGAACAUCACAGGGCCAGUGGGACACAGACUUCGGCUCUACUUCACCCAUUUCAGUCUGGAACCCUCUCUUCACUGUGAAUAUGACUACUUAGAGGUAUUCUCAGAGGGCAAUGGCACUGUUCGAUUCUGUGGUGAGGAUAAGAAAAAUUAUGAAGAUUCCCCAAAGAACACCGUCCUCUACUCCUCCACAAACGCAAUGUCUGUCAUCUUUAGAUCAGAUUACUCCAAUGAGGGACGAUACACAGGCUUCCAGGCUUUUUAUGCCACAGAAGACAUCAACGAGUGCCUGAUUACUGUGGAUGGAGAGCCUGUGUGUGACCAUUACUGCCACAAUUACGUGGGGGGCUAUUACUGCACUUGCAAACUGGGCUACCAGCUCCAUGCCAACAAGAGGGACUGCACUGUGCAGUGCAGUGGUCAGGUGCUGGUGGAGAGGUCAGGAGAGUUGACCAGCCCUGAGUAUCCAGCUGCGUACCCUAGAAUGAGUCAGUGUGACUACACCAUCAGCCUGCUGGAGGGCUUCCAAGUGAGCCUGGAAUUUGAGGAGCCGUUUGACGUAGAGACUCAUCCCGAGGUCUCCUGCCCUUAUGACAUCCUGAAGAUCACUGCAGGUUCAAGGGAGUACGGCCCAUUCUGUGGAACCAAGCCACCAGCCAGAAUCGAAACUGGCACUCACAAAGUGCAUGUGACGUUCCACUCAGACGGCUCCGGAAAAAACAGAGGCUGGAAGAUAAAGUACUCCAGCACAGCCAAACCUUGCCCAAAUCCGGUAGCUCCUCGUAAUGGUCAUAUUCACCCCCAGCAGGACCAGUACAUCUUAACAGACACUUUCAACGUUACUUGUGACCUUGGCUAUGAGUUAACUCUGGGAGAAGAAAGCUUGCCUUCCUAUCAAGCCAUGUGCCUGAAGGAUGGAUUCUGGGAUGGUCCAAUGCCCAUCUGUACGAUCAUUGACUGUGGAGACCCUGAUGAGAUUUACAAAGGAAGCGUUGAAUUCACCAAAACCACAUAUAAAUCUCAGAUCAAGUACAGCUGCGAAGAAUACUACACCAUGAAGACCAGCAUGACGGGAGGCUAUACUUGCGCUCAUGACGGCUACUGGAGAGACACGCUGGGUGGACGGAAGCUUCCUGAGUGUACACCUAUCUGCGGGAAGCCUCAAGGGAGACUGUCCAAGGUGAUUGGAGGCGAGAAUGUAGAGAAGAAUGAGAUCCCCUGGCAGGUGAUGAUUCUGAAAGGAGGCCAUUUCCAGGGCGGUGGGGCCUUGCUCACUGACGACUGGGUCCUGACCGCUGCUCAUGUCCUACAAGGCUAUGGUGAAGUGUCCAACCUGGGUGUGAAGCUGGGCCUGGUCAAACGGCAAGAUCCCCAGGCGAAGCUGGGUUUUCCUAAGGAGGUCUUCAUGCACCCAGAUUACCAUCACGAUGGGGUGAACUUCAACAAUGAUAUUGCUCUGAUCAAACUGCAUCGUAAAGUAGCCAUAAGUGCAGCCAUCAUGCCCGUGUGUUUGCCAGGAAAGGACAGGCGAUUCCUGCUGAAGGCUGAUGACCAUGGUACAGUGAGUGGAUGGGGUGUUUGGCAAAAGGAGGGUAGAGGUGGUUCUCCUCAUCUGAAGUUUGCAGUAAUACCUGUUGUUGACUUUCAAGUAUGCAAGGCUAAGUAUGACUCUAUAGUGUCAGAUAAAGGAAAGCUGGUGGUAACAGAGAACAUGGUAUGUGCAGGUGCGACUGAGGGGGGUGUGGAUUCUUGUCAGGGAGACAGCGGAGGACCGUAUGUGUUUCUGGACAACCAGAGUCGUAGUUGGUAUAUUGGUGGCAUCGUCUCUUGGGGUUAUAAAUGUGCUGAAGCGGGCUAUUAUGGGAUAUACACCAAAGUGACCAAUUACAUUUCUUGGAUUGAAGAGACUAUGUCACAAAACAGUUAAUUAAGGGCUCUGUGUAGUACCAAAAAAGGUUAUUUGACCUAAAAAUAGCUUGAUGCUAUGUAGAAUCAAUUUAAAAUGCUUUUAAAGAACCUUUACAACAGGUUUUCUAUUAAAGAGAGGAACUGUUGAACCCUACAAAUAAACAUCUAAAAAUUCCAGCAUUCUUUAAGUUGUUAUAUAUAACUUGAGGAACCUAUUUUAAAGGGUGUAUUAUGCAUUUAAAUGUGAAUAUUAAGAUUGUCACUUAAUUACAAAAUACUUUGUUGUACCACACAUGAAAAAAAGUCUUAGUCUUCAUUACAAAAAUUUGGCUGACCUCUCUGUCCCAUUGGUUGAAUGCUAUGAUUUACCACAGCCAUUGUCAGACAGCCAAGUGAAUGAAGGCCAGGAUCAUCAUUUGGAAACAAUCACUGCUGUAGAGGUAUUUAGCAUAACCAAGAGCCACUUGUUGCAUUUCGACUGAGCUCAGAAACACUGGCCUAAAUGCAGAGGUGUUUUAAAAAAUGAAAUGAGCUGCUUCAGUCUCCCAGCCUCGGCAUCAUAAUUUACAGUCAUUUACCUCUUAUGCAUUAUGCAUCUGUUACCAAAGUUGCCACCGUUGCCUCCCAUCAGUGCGGCCAUUCAAGCCUCUUGACUCAGGUGUAAUAGCCUCUUCAGUAGUGUUUCAGCCCUGUAGAGUCUCAAUCAGUUUCAGCUCCAUUUAUACAGCCUGUGGGUCUAUAUCAUAAGGAGUUGGACAGUGCAGGAGAAAGAGAUCUUCUACAGACUCUCUACAAAUGUCAGACUACAAAAAAACAGUAAUAAAUCUAAUUUAAAAAUUGGGAUUAGUAACAGGUGAUUUUUGUUCAGUUAUCUUCAGUAUGUACAUGUCUGUAAACUGCAUUCAGCACAGUAUUAUCAGUUUCAGUUACUCAGACAUAUUACAUACAACCAUAUUACGUUAUUGAGUAUUUACUGAAAAAACAGCGCAAAGUUUUAAAUUAUAGAAGUUUGGAAAGAAGGCCCGAGUGUUUAAAGGGUUAAUCAACAAUAGAACAAGACACUAUGACUCUGCUGAGGUCUGACAUAUGGCUGCAGUUAUGCUUUGUUGGAGGUGGGGAGUAGAUAACUCACAGUUGAUUUGUUUGCCCUUGGCAAAAUCAGGACUCAGUGAUGUGCAGGCCAGCAUGGUCUCAGUGUCAGUGUCCAGUGAGCAUGGCCAUGCUCGAGUGUGGACACUGACCCAAAGCACUGACAUUAUACUGACAUUCACAGAGAAAAGAGAAAAACACCUGUUUGGAAUGAUUCUUAAAAUAAACCUUGUUUGUUCUACAGAACAGUGAAA
This is a messenger RNA of Colossoma macropomum (tambaqui), 3561 nucleotides long. It is a transcript of the gene masp2, whose product is annotated as mannan-binding lectin serine peptidase 2. Gene Ontology annotation, molecular function: serine-type endopeptidase activity; calcium ion binding. The transcript has 11 exons. Gene Ontology annotation, cellular component: extracellular region. The coding region runs from base 180 to 2237 and encodes 685 amino acids. Lineage: Eukaryota; Metazoa; Chordata; Actinopteri; Characiformes; Serrasalmidae. The record is from RefSeq and is a predicted model, not a curated record. Gene Ontology annotation, biological process: proteolysis; complement activation.